Molecule: messenger RNA, 435 nt
Organism: Protopolystoma xenopodis
Lineage: Eukaryota; Metazoa; Platyhelminthes; Monogenea; Polystomatidea; Polystomatidae
Source: the annotation of a GenBank genome assembly
AUGUCUCGUGGACUGCGCUGCUGUACAAUCGGAAUCAGCCGUUCUUUUCUGUGUGGCCUCAUCACACCUGCUAGUCACCCCGAUCCUCUCUUCCGAUUGGCUAAUCCGACUCGGGCCUCCAAUCAGGAUCCCUCUCAUGGUCCCGUAGCCCUGUUCCUUAUCUUUCUUGUCGACCGAUUUCACUUGGUUCCAGUCCCAGUGCGCGUUUCCCUCCAUGCGCUAUUCCUCAAGGCCAUCGAGACACAUACACUGCCGCCUUACCGAGCAGAGCACAUAGGCUCUGAUUCCCAUGCUUACAGAUAUCAGGCAUUGCCUUCACGGAUCAUCUCCUUGAUUAAACCAGUCUCUGGUCUCUGGUCUCUGUCUCUGGUCGCAUGCCGAAUCGCAAGUGGAUUUCCAGUACAUUUUGGUCAUAGCGUCGAAUUUCUGCGAUAG